UCUCCGCAGGGCUACGAGGGGCUGGUGGAGGGGGGAGACAACAUCAAGCAAGCCAACUGGCUCAGCGUCUCCAACAUCAUCCAGCUGGGUGGGACGGUGAUCGGCAGCGCCCGCUGCAAAGCCUUCACCACCCGGGCAGGCCGGCUGCGGGCCGCCCGUAACUUGGUGGAACACGGCAUCACCAACCUCUGCGUCAUCGGCGGGGACGGCAGCCUGACCGGUGCCGAUAUCUUCCGCUCCGAGUGGGGAGGGCUGCUGGAGGAGCUGGUCCGUGAUGGACAGAUCAGCGAGGAGGUGGCCCGGGAGAACUGUCGCCUGAACAUUGUGGGGUUGGUGGGCUCCAUCGACAACGACUUCUGCGGCACUGACAUGACCAUCGGCACCGACUCGGCGCUGCACCGCAUCAUGGAGGUGAUCGACGCCAUCACCACCACGGCACAGAGCCACCAGCGGACCUUCGUGCUGGAGGUGAUGGGCCGCCACUGCGGGUACCUGGCGCUGGUGUCUGGCUUGGCCUCGGGCGCCGACUGGCUCUUCAUCCCCGAAUCGCCUCCGGAGGAUGGCUGGGAGGACCUCAUGUGUGAGAGGCUCGGGGCGGACGUUGCGGGCUGGCUGGGACGUGGCGGGUCCAUGCUGGGCACCAAGCGGACGCUGCCCAAGACCUGCAUGGAAAAGAUCGUGGAGAACGUGCGGAAAUUCAACAUCCAGGGGCUGCUGGUCAUCGGGGGGUUCGAGGCAUACGAGGGGGUGCUGCAGCUGGUGGAGGCCCGUGGGCAGUACGAGGAGCUCUGCAUCAUCAUGUGUGUCAUCCCCGCCACCAUCAGCAACAACGUGCCGGGGACCGACUUCAGCCUGGGCUCGGACACGGCCGUCAACGCGGCCAUGGAGAGCUGUGACCGCAUCAAGCAGUCGGCCUCAGGCACCAAGCGCCGCGUCUUCAUCGUGGAGACGAUGGGGGGCUACUGCGGGUACCUGUCGACCGUCACCGGCAUUGCGGUGGGUGCAGAUGCUGCCUACGUCUAUGAAGAUCCCUUCACCAUCCAUGACCUGAAGGCCAACGUGGAGCACUUGACUGACAAAAUGAAGACAGAUAUCCAGAGAGGGCUGGUGCUGCGCAACGAGAAGUGCCACGAACACUACACCACUGAGUUCCUCUACAACCUCUACUCCUCUGAGGGCAAAGGCAUCUUCGACUGCAGGAUUAAUGUCCUGGGCCACCUCCAGCAGGGAGGAGCCCCGACCCCUUUUGACCGCAACUACGGGACCAAGCUGGGAGUGAAGGCGGUGCUGUGGAUGUCGGAGAAGCUGCAGGAGGUCUACCGCAAGGGGCGCGUGUUUGCCAACUCGGGUGACUCUGCCUGCGUGAUCGGGCUCAGGAAGAAGGUGGUGGCCUUCAGCCCCGUGACGGAGCUCAAGAAAGUCACUGAUUUCGAGCACAGGCUGCCCCAGGAGCAGUGGUGGCUGAACCUGCGGCUGAUGCUGAAGAUGCUGGCCAACUACCAGAUCAGCCUGACUGAGUACAUCUCGGGGAAGAUGGAGCAUGUCACCCGCCGUACACUCAGCAUCGAGAAGGGCUUCUAG
Charadrius vociferus (killdeer) is the source of this 1581-nucleotide messenger RNA. RefSeq names its product ATP-dependent 6-phosphofructokinase, liver type. The annotation marks the transcript as partial. Gene Ontology annotation, cellular component: membrane; 6-phosphofructokinase complex. Gene Ontology annotation, molecular function: AMP binding; 6-phosphofructokinase activity; ATP binding. The transcript has 14 exons. Lineage: Eukaryota; Metazoa; Chordata; Aves; Charadriiformes; Charadriidae. Gene Ontology annotation, biological process: canonical glycolysis; fructose 1,6-bisphosphate metabolic process; fructose 6-phosphate metabolic process. The record is from RefSeq and is a predicted model, not a curated record.